CGAAGGAGUCGCAUCCAAGAUGGCGCCGUGCGGACGUGUCGGGGCCCGGGGCCGCCGCGGGCCGGGCCCUCUGCUCCUCCUGCUCCUCGUGGCCCUCGGGCCGGCGCGGGCGCAGCCGGCCGGGGCCGCCGCCGCCGCGUUCCCGGCGCAGGGGCAGCAGCAGGCGGCGGGGCUGGGGGCCCAGCCGCAGGGGCAGCAGCAGCAGCAGCAGGCGCCUCAGCCCGGGCCGGCCGUGGGCGGCGGCGGCGGCGGGCGGGCGCCCCGCGCGGGCUCCUCCGGCGGCGGCUGGAAGCUGGCGGAAGAGCCGGUGUGCCGCGAAGACGUGGCGCGCGUCUGCCCCAAGCACAGCUGGGCCAACAACCUGGCCGUCCUCGAGUGCCUGCAGGACGUGCGCGAGCCGGAUAAUGAAAUCUCAUCGGACUGCAACCAUCUGUUGUGGAACUACAAGUUGAACCUGACUACAGAUCCAAAAUUUGAAUCAGUGGCUAGAGAAGUUUGCAAAUCCACUAUAUCGGAGAUCAAAGAGUGUGCUGAUGAACCAGUUGGAAAAGGUUACUUGGUAUCCUGCUUGGUGGAGCAUAGAGGAAACAUCACGGAAUAUCAGUGUCACCAGUACAUCACCAAAAUGACAGCCAUCGUUUUCAGUGAUUACCGCCUGAUCUGUGGAUUUAUGGAUCAUUGCAGGACUGAUAUUAACCUCCUGAAGUGUGGCAGUGUUCGACCAGGAGAAAAGGAUGCCCAUUCUCAAGGGGAAGUGGUGGCCUGCCUGGAGAAAGGGCUGGUAAAAGUGUCGGAGGACAACGAGCAUCAUGUGAAAGUCUCAGAGCCCUGCAUGAAGGCAAUUCUCCGAGUGGCAGAGCUGUCAUCGGAUGACUUCCACCUGGACCGGCACCUCUAUUUUGCCUGCCGGGACGAUCGGGAACACUUUUGUGAAACCACUCAAGCAGGGGAAGGUAGGGUAUACAAGUGUCUCUUUAACCACAAGUUUGAAGAUGCUAUGAGUGAAAAGUGUCGGGAUGCAUUGACAACUCGGCAGAAGUUGAUUGCCCAGGAUUACAAAGUCAGCUACUCCUUGGCGAAGUCCUGCAAAAGUGAUCUGAAGAAGUACCGUUGCAAUGUUGAGAAUCUUCCUCGUACUCGGGAGGCCCGUCUCUCUUACCUGCUCAUGUGUCUCGAAUCUGCUGUGCACAGAGGUCGGCAGGUGAGCAGCGAGUGCCAGGGAGAAAUGCUGGACUACAGGCGGAUGCUGAUGGAGGAUUUUUCUCUGAGCCCGGAAAUCAUCCUUGGUUGCCGCACUGAGAUCGAGCACCACUGCUCGGGGCUGCAUCGCAAGGGCCGCACUCUGCACUGCCUGAUGAAGGUUGUGCGGGGAGAGAAAGGCAGCUUGGGAGACAGCUGCCAACAUUCGCUUCAGACUCUGAUCCAGGAGGUGGACCCUGUGGCUGAUUACCGCAUUGACCGAGCUUUGAAUGAAGCCUGUGAGUCUGUGAUACAAACAGCCUGCAAGCACAUCCGUGCGGGAGACCCCAUGAUUCUUUCUUGCCUCAUGGAGCACUUGUACACCGAGAAGAUGGUGGAGGACUGUGAACACCGUCUCUUGGAGCUUCAGUACUUCAUUUCACGGGAUUGGAAGUUGGAUUCUGUCCUCUACCGCAAGUGCCAAGGAGAUGCAUCCCGCCUUUGUCACACACACGGCUGGAACGAGACCAGCGAGGUUAUUCCUCCGGGAGCAAUCUUCUCCUGCCUAUACAGACAUGCCUAUCGCACAGAAGAGCAGGGAAGAAGGUUAUCCCGAGAAUGCAGAGCAGAAGUACAACGGAUUCUGCACCAGCGUGCUUUGGAUGUGAAACUUGAUCCAGCUCUCCAAGACAAGUGCAUGAUAGACCUGGGGAAGUGGUGCAGUGAGAAAACAGAGACUGGACAGGAACUUGAAUGUCUACAGGACCAUCUGGAUGACCUGGUAACUGACUGCAGAGACAUUGUUGGAAACCUUACAGAGCUGGAAUCCGAGGAUAUCCAGAUAGAAGCCUUGCUGAUGCGAGCAUGCGAGCCCAUCAUCCAGACCUUCUGCCACGAAAUGGCAGACAACCAAAUUGACUCAGGAGACCUCAUGGAUUGUCUCAUUCAGAAUAAGCAUCAGAAGGAGAUGAAUGAGAAGUGUGCAAUCGGAGUUACACAUUUCCAGCUAAUUCAAAUGAAGGAUUUCAGGUUCUCCUACAAAUUUAAAAUGGCCUGCAAGGAAGAUGUGCUGAAGUUGUGUCCCAACAUCAAGAAGAAGGUGGAUGUGGUGAUCUGCCUGAGUACCACAGUGCGCAACGACACUCUGCAGGAUGCCAAAGAGCACAGGGUCUCCGUGAAAUGCCGCAAACAGCUACGCGUGGAGGAGUUGGAAAUGACUGAAGAUAUUCGUCUGGAACCAGAUCUUCACGAAGCGUGUAAAGCUGACAUCAAGAACCACUGCCAGAAUGUUCCCUACGGCAACGCCCAGAUAAUUGAGUGUUUGAAGGAAAACAAGAAACAGCUAAGCAGCCGCUGCCAUCAAAAAGUCUUCAAACUCCAAGAGACAGAGAUGAUGGAUCCAGAACUGGAUUACACCCUCAUGCGGGUGUGCAAGCAGAUGAUCAAGAGGUUCUGCCCAGAAGCAGAUGCAAAGAACAUGCUGCAGUGUUUGAAACAGAACAAAAACAGCGAGGUGAUGGAUCCCAAAUGCAAGCAAAUGAUCACAAAGCGCCAGAUUACCCAGAACACAGAUUACCGUCUGAAUCCAGUGCUCAGGAAGGCGUGCAAAGCAGACAUCCCCAAAUUCUGCCAGAGCAUUCUGAGCAAAGCCAAGGAUGACUCAGAGCUGGAGGGGCAGGUCAUAUCCUGCCUGAAACUGAAAUAUGCAGACCAGCGUCUUUCUUCAGACUGCGAAGAUCAAAUUCGAGUGAUCAUUGAGGAAUCUGCUCUGGAUUACCGGUUAGAUCCUCAGUUGCAAAUGCACUGCUCAGAUGAGAUUUUUAGCUUGUGUGCGGAGGAGGCUGCAGCCCAGGAGCAGACAGGGCAAGUGGAAGAGUGUCUGAAAGUGAAUUUGCUCAAAAUUAAAACAGAGAUGUGCAAAAAGGAGGUGCUGAACAUGCUGAAGGAAAGCAAGGCCGACAUCUUUGUGGAUCCUGUCCUUCACACAGCCUGUGCCCUUGACAUCAAGCAUCACUGUGCUGCCAUCCCUCCAGGCAGAGGCCGACAGAUGUCCUGCCUUAUGGAGGCCCUGGAAGACAAGCGGGUACGGUUACAGCCAGAAUGCAAAAAACGCCUUCAUGACCGAAUUGAAAUGUGGAGCUUUGCUGCGAAGGUUGCCCCAGCAGAAGGCUUUUCCGAUCUUGCCAUGCAAGUGGUGACAUCUCCGUCCAAGAACUACAUCCUUUCAGUGAUCAGCGCAGGCAUCUGUGUCCUGUUCCUGGUUGGUCUGAUGUGUGGGCGCAUCACUAAGCAAGUGACACGAGAACUGAAGGACAGGUAGAGACGACCGUGGUCAUCAGAGGGAAGAUGGAAGGCCUGCCCGUUGCCCAGUUUGUACAGUCUUCUCUGUAUAGCCUCCCUCCCCACCUCGCUCCUCUUCAGAGAGUACAAGCAAAUUAGAACAGCAGCAGCAGCAGCGGCCCGUGUCAGCUGGGUUUCCCAUCUUGUCUGGCGGCUUUGUUACCCCAUCGUUAGCGACUCUUGUUUGCCUGCCUGUAGACAAAGCUCUUUCUUUUUCUUUUUCUCAUGCUGUUGAACUACCUUCAUGCACUCCGAACCAGACUGGCAGACUGCAGGCCAAGAGGUUUUUACAGUAAACAUUUUAAAGAUCUGUCCCUGGCAUAGUCUGGGCAUUGUCUCUCGGUGAGGAAAUAUUUGUGCUCUGAGGCUAGGCAGGACUGGAAAGGAUGGGACGGCACCCACUGCUCACAACCGACCCUGGUUUGGACAUCUAGUUUGCCAAUGAACCAGCUCAUAAUCUGUCAGCAAAAGGGUCUCCAGAGGUCGUCAUCUUGACCAGUAUCCCCCUCCUGUUACAAGGUUCUCUUUGUGUGUAUUUUUUCUUUUCUUUUUUACUGGUUUGUUCCUCAGUUUCUGCCAAAAGGCAAUGCCUUUCAUUUUCUCCGCUGUCUUUGGGAUUAAUAAAAUAUUGACCGGAAGAAACAAACUCCAGUGGUUUUAUAGGUUCCCCUAGCAAAGCUAUAUUCUAUCCCAGUGGAUGCCGUUAGAUGAGGCAAGCAGAGGUGUGAAGUUGGGUAGCAAGUAGGUAGGUAUCCCAGAAAGUUGUUGGGAAGAGUGUGGCACCUGAGAGAGGGUGUGAAUCACUGGGUUGAUCGUUGGCGAGUGACCCUCUCCCUGAUACGUGGGUCCAGCAUUAAUCAGAGGGGUGAGGCCUUCCUGCUUCCCAGGAUCGACUUGAAGAGAUUGUCAGGCUUGGGAAGUAGGAAAGCAGCCCCUUGUGAGCUCUGUCCCUCAGCAAGAAUGGGGAGGUGGGGGCUGCGCUGGAGAGGAGGAAGGGAGCUGCAUUUUUCUGUUACUUGAAGCAGCACUUCUAACAGCCCUUCUGGUCUGAACAUGGAUGCUGCUCUGGGCCUGACUGGGGAGUAGAAGAAACUGCACGUGUUCAUCGUUGGCACACCAGGCAGCCUUUUAACCUGCCAGCCACAGGUCUGCCUGCGUGUGCUGACAUGCACUUGGGUGUUCCGGCCAAUGCAAAGCUUAAUUGCACACCUCUCUCCAUUUCCCUGGCAUGAUCCAGCUUAUACAGUAGUUGCACUUGCUAGGCAGAUUUUACCUUUCUAGAUUUUCUGCAUCAACUUCCCCAAAGUGGAGGGUUUUUCUGUAAAGGGACCAGGUGAUCAGAGUGUUUGGACAAGCUGUCGUUCGUAACAGUACUGUGAAUAUUUGCUGCUGCUCUGAAGUGUUGGUGAAUGGUAUUUUUAACAUUUUACUUUAGGAAACUUCAUAUUGGAAAGUGAGCGAUGUGGUAUCUAGUUUUGUUUUCCUAGAGAUGGUGGUUUGGGAAAGCUUGUGCAUUUAUUUUUUAAAUUACUACUGAGUCUGUCGGGCCUCAAGAGCUGCUCUUGAUAUCCUGAAGGGUUGCUUGGAUCAUUUUUGAAAGGAAAUGGGGCAGGAAUACAGUCCCUCUACAUCUCUUGGUCUUCCCUCAUGGGUCUUCCAAAAGGUGGGACUGGAAAAAGGCACAUGAUAGGAGAACCCGGUGAGUGCUGCAAAGCCUAGUAUCUUUCUCCUCUGUGGGAUCUAAAGGAAACGCCAGUAUUUUGUCAGAUGCCGAUCUACCUGAAGUCGAAAUCCGGAUCCUUUCUCCUAGAGACAAUAGCCGUGACUUUGAGGUUGGUGAUUCUGGCCCGUAAUUGGAUAUGCGAUAGUCCAGGACUGAUACUAUAAUUGGGCCCAGAGGACUUUUAGCCCUGUGGAGAGGCUGGCCGUGGAAUAUGGAUUAUAGAGUGCUUUCUGAGGUGAAGCUGUUGAUGGGAGGCAAGGAAUAGUCUCAGGCAAGUUUCAUUCAGACGUGUACAAUUGUACAAGAUGCUGGCAGGAAACCUGGGUUUGUAUUGGCUGCUGAACUUCGCAUGGUGAAGUUGAUUUUGCAACAAUUGCUGAUGAAGCCUGUUCUCCCCCCCUCCCCCGUCAUUUUGGCUAUCGUCUCUUAGGGAAAAAAACCACACACUCUUUUUUUGCUGUCCUUCAGGUAGCUGUAUCGGCCUUUUCCUGCGUUUCCCACUGUUUAGCUGUUUCCCACUGUUGAGGAUAAUGAACGAUGUUUCUGCAGGGGAGGAAGACAGGCCAGAACACUCUGUGGGCUGACUGGUUGUCUGAAAAGAGGGCUCAUAAGCAGCUACCCCGAGACAGUCCGCCCAAUCUGCCCCACGGCUGAAGGGGCCCACUGCUCUGAAGAGACGGUGGGCAGCCCCCAGUAUUCAAGGGCCGUGGUUCCCAUGCCCAUCCCAGGAAUUUCAGCAGCGAGGCUCCCGGGCUGCCUCUUCUGCUCGGUUCUCCAACCCCAGGGCCUUGCGGUGUGGAGGAGAGGAUGCCAGGCUCCAUUUCCAUUCAGGCUGUGCCACACCAGCUUCAUUCCGCUGCUCAAGAAAGGUGGAGAAGGCAGCACUGGGUUGUGCCAGGCUGUGGUUUGAAGGCUUUAAAGUCCUUCUUAGCAGGGAGCCAGAAGCCCCUCUUCAUCUGCCGCUUCCGUAUGCGAUCCCUAACUACAGUUGUGGUGUGUGCUUUCCACGCCCGUUUUUCCUUUAUCGUUCUGUUGCGCGAGGAGACGCAGCACGGUCCCUCCUCUCAGGCAGAAUCCGCUGGGUAGGAAGCUUUGCAGAUGGGGACAGGUUGGUAGAUGAGGGUCCCGAUGCCCAAGCUUGGUGAGGCUGCAGCUGCUGCUUUUCUUAGUGGUGGCUCUGCUGCACCUCAGAAAGAGAACCUGGAACUGGAGGAAAGGCGCGUCAGAUAGACUGCUCCCCCGUGUCUUAGUGUGAGAAAGUCAGUGCACAGCAAAGAGCAUCAGUUGCACCCUGCUGGCAGGCUGAGGGGAGACAGGAGGAAAUUCCUUCUGCAAGAGGUGGUGCUACCAGUGAGCCUAACUGUGUUUUGGACCAAGCAUUAUACUGUUGUGGUGAAACUGCCAACCAGUUGAGCCAGCAGUGACUGGCUAAAAUUGGGCAGUUUGUGGGGCUUGCCUUGCUUCCUCUGUCUCAAACCUGCAGUCCUCCCCACCCUGUGGUUCCAUAACUGGUGGAAAGGCAUCUGGAGUGUUCUGAAGAGGCAACAAGAGGCAUUUUCCCUGCAAGAUGGCACAGAACCAAUUAAUGCUUGGUGCUCAUAAUUUUGAUUUUUCUCAUUGCAGAUUGUCCAAGACUCGUAUGUUUUGGAUUUGAAACAAACACCAUGCAUGCCCAGAAAAACUUGGAAUGGCAUAGCAGGGUUAUGUUCAGUGCCCCUCGUAUAGAUUUGAAAAGCAGCCAUUGGAGACGGUAAAUGAUAAAAAACAGCAAAUGUUGGCUGACCUUGGUUCUUUUUAAAAAUGUAAUAUUAAGAUGAUUUUUUUUGUAAAUUGUUUUUCUUAUCUAUGUACAAAUUCUUGGCCAUUCUUUGUUUUUACAUGUUCAUGCUGUGUAAUUUUGAAUUGUUACCUGAAAUACUGAACAUAAUGUGCAUUUUUCUGUACAGAUGAAAUGGGAGAAUUUAAUAAAAAAGAGUCUGCAGGUUU
Molecule: messenger RNA, 7228 nt
Organism: Candoia aspera
Lineage: Eukaryota; Metazoa; Chordata; Lepidosauria; Squamata; Candoiidae
Gene: GLG1
Product: golgi glycoprotein 1
Exons: 26
Coding region: 20-3499 (1159 amino acids)
Cellular component (GO): Golgi membrane
Molecular function (GO): fibroblast growth factor binding
Source: RefSeq, a predicted model, not a curated record